UGCGCAUUGUUUUCUGCGUCGGUCUGCCAGCAGUCAGUAAACAUGGCCGUCGUUGGUUUCCGACGGUGGGCCCAGGUUCUUUCAAAGGGAAGAGGCUCCGGCAUUCCAGCUCUUCUUUCCGGCUCCAGGGCAGCAUCUGGCGCUUUGAAGGGCGCUCUACCUGGCGCGUACCCCAAUACUCCAGAGCAGAAAGCUGCUGCUGCAAAGAAGUACAACUUGAGAGUUGAGGACUAUGAGCCUUAUCCAGACAAAGGAGAGGGCUAUGGCGAUUAUCCUAAACUCCCAGACCGAUCUCAGCAUGAGAGGGACCCCUGGUAUCAAUGGGACCACCCUGACCUGAGGAGAAACUGGGGAGAGCCGCUACACUGGGAUUUUGACAUGUUCAUCAGGAACCGUGUGGAUACAUCACCCACCCCAUUGUCCUGGAACACCAUGUGCAAACAGCUUUUUGGUUUCAUCGGGUUCAUGUUGUUUAUGUUCUACCUCGGGGAGAAAUUCCCAUCUUACCAGCCUGUUGCACCCAAACAGUAUCCCUACAACAACCUGUACUUGGAGAAGGGGGGAGAUCCUGAAAAACAGACUGAGGAAGUCAAGAAUUACGAAAUCUAAACCCUAACGUCCCAUUCUACGUGUAUAUAUAUUUCUGUCAAAAAUAAAAACUUCUACCUACA
Messenger RNA from Phycodurus eques (leafy seadragon), 671 nucleotides. RefSeq names its product NADH:ubiquinone oxidoreductase subunit B8 (gene ndufb8). The coding region runs from base 43 to 609 and encodes 188 amino acids. Gene Ontology annotation, cellular component: mitochondrion. NCBI's taxonomy places the organism in Eukaryota, Metazoa, Chordata, Actinopteri, Syngnathiformes, Syngnathidae. The record is from RefSeq and is a predicted model, not a curated record. The transcript has 5 exons. Gene Ontology annotation, biological process: mitochondrial electron transport, NADH to ubiquinone.